GCCAGCGAAGCGGCUAUGAAGAGACCUAAUAUUUUGCUUACUGGUACCCCGGGUGUUGGGAAAACCACAUUAGGGAAAGAGCUUGCUGCAAAAACAAAUUUGAUUUUCGUUAAUGUUGGUGAUGUGGCCAAAGAAGGGCAAUUAUAUGAAGGUUAUGAUGAAGAGUAUGACUGCCCAGUGCUGGAUGAAGAUCGGGUAAUUGACGAACUGGAAGAUAAGAUGACUGAUGGCGGCAUUAUAGUUGAUUAUCACAGCUGUGAUUUUUUUCCUGAGCGCUGGUUUAAUAUAGUAUUUGUGCUUCGUACUGAAACCUCUUUCCUGUAUGACAGAUUGGAAAGCAGGGGAUAUAGAGGGAAAAAACUUCAGGACAACCUUCAAUGUGAGAUAUUUCAGACUAUUUAUGAAGAAGCCAUGUCCUCUUACAAGGAAGAUAUUGUACACCAGUUGCCCAGCAACACUCCAGAAGAUAUGGAGCGGAAUUUAGAUCAGAUUAUACAGUGGAUUGAACAAUGGAUAAAAGACAACAACUGAAAACAAUUAGGAUAGUCAUCAAAAGAGCUUCAUGAAAUAAAAUUUGUUUUUGUGUAGGUAAAUUAACUGAUGCUUCAGUCACUGGGGAAACCAGAAUAGCUACCUCUGUGAGAAAAUAAGA
Molecule: messenger RNA, 652 nt
Organism: Euleptes europaea (tarantolino)
Lineage: Eukaryota; Metazoa; Chordata; Lepidosauria; Squamata; Sphaerodactylidae
Gene: AK6
Product: adenylate kinase 6
Exons: 5
Coding region: 16-531 (171 amino acids)
Cellular component (GO): cytoplasm; nucleus
Molecular function (GO): AMP kinase activity; ATP hydrolysis activity; ATP binding
Source: RefSeq, a predicted model, not a curated record